CGCUCGCCAUUCGCCACCCUAACCUCGAACGGCUCAAUCGUGGACGUGGGCAACUUGAGUUUGUUGGAAAGAGUCGCAUUAAUGAAAUUGUGCGACGACCCAUUGUCCACGAGUAUUGUAACCCGCCGAUCCUUCAACCACGCUGGCAACCUCAUAGUCAUCUGGCCUUUAGUGCCCACCAUCGCAUGGACUGAGAUCUCGGCCUCGUCAUUGAGCACCUCGAUCCCCACCUCCCAUUCUUCCUUGAUCACUGGCUCCUCGUCAUCCGAGUCCACGAACUCGAUCAAGAAAUUCUGCUUGCACCGAUGUCCCGGCGUGUACUUUUCCUCGCACCAGAAACACAGCCCCUUCUCACGUCUCCGCGCCAUCUCCUCCUCCGUCAACCUCUUCACCUCGGUUGCUGGUGGCCUAAAGGUGCCCGGCGGCCUCAUGUUCGCACUAG
Messenger RNA from Striga hermonthica, 442 nucleotides. The record is from the annotation of a GenBank genome assembly. Lineage: Eukaryota; Viridiplantae; Streptophyta; Magnoliopsida; Lamiales; Orobanchaceae.